Brassica oleracea var. oleracea is the source of this 1436-nucleotide messenger RNA. RefSeq names its product F-box/LRR-repeat protein At3g58980-like. Lineage: Eukaryota; Viridiplantae; Streptophyta; Magnoliopsida; Brassicales; Brassicaceae. The record is from RefSeq and is a predicted model, not a curated record. Bases 81 to 1364 code for a protein of 427 amino acids. The transcript is spliced from 4 exons.
UUCUCAUUUCCUUUGUGUUAAGUACCUUAAACCUAGUAGCGUUGCAGAGGGCUGCUUCAACUUCCCUUCUCUUCAAAGAAAUGGCUCGGUAUGUUUUCCUUCCCUUCACACCAAAUCUCCACUUUCCCAAACCAAACACGGCCUUGUGUUUCGCUGCUAACCGAAAACGUUUCAUGGAUUCUGCUGAUCGAGUCAUGUUGGCUGUGUCAGGCAGUUGUUCUGCCAUAAGGAGCUUCACUCUGAAUUCUCCACUCCAUGUCGACUCAUCUCAUACCAAACGUUGGACACGUAACGUGCUGAACUUUAAAGUCUCGGAUUUUAUUCUUGACAAAACAGCUUUUGAGUCGCUAGUCUUGGAUGAAUCAGCUUGCAAAACACUUGUUGACCUGAAACUAGAUGGUGCUUUUAAAAUCCCUAUGCUUCUUGAGGACACUUCUUUUCCAGCUCUUAAGUCUCUCACUCUUGCUGGCGCACACUUCUGUAGUCUUGGAUCGUUUGAAAAGCUUAUUUCUGCUUGCUCUUUACUUGAGGAACUGACCGUGUAUUGGAUUUUUUGGGAACUUUGGAAAUGUUCUCACAUCCUGUCCUGUCCGAACCUUAAGAGACUUUCCAUUAUAUCACUUGUCAAUUUUGUAGUUGAGUUGGGGAGCAUGAGUUUUGAUAUUCCCAAUCUUGUCUACCUGGAUUACUCUGACGAUGUUCAGCGUCAGUAUCCAGUUGUUAGGCUUGACUCCCUUGUUGAAGCUAAACUCGAACUUAUGGUGAAAUAUGGAGAUCGUGAUGGUUGCGAUCCAUCGAAUCUUUUUAAAGCAUUGAGACAUGUCCAGAAGCUUAAACAAGUUUCCAUGCAGGCGGAGAUUAUAAGAAUAUAUGCUCAAAUUUUUGAUUACUACCGUGAAGCAGUGCCUGUGUUCGAAAACGUGAGCCAGUUAUCUCUUAUAACUGAUUUUGGCUUCUGUUCAUCUUUCUUGACUCUACCGUCUCUACCAUAUGUACUGAAGAAAUUUCCAAAUGUACACACUCUCGUCAUCGAGGGUCCCUUGUGCGGCCAUGAUCAUUCCAAAAUUGUUUGCGAUUGCUUCUCCGUAGAUUUUGUUAAACUAGCAUCUCCUGUGAAGGUUCUAGAACUAACAAUAAACAAAGGAAGUAGCGAUGAGAUGGAGCAAGUCAAGCGUUUCUUGGAGGACUUGUCAUGUCUUGAGCUCGUCAAAGUUCGUUCUUUCCCAAAAGACGACGAGGAGAAGUUGAGUCUUGCCACGCGUUUGCUCAUGCUUCCUAGAGCUUCUUCCAAAUGCAAGAUACAGGUCGAGUUUUUUUCAGAAACAUCUCCUCGUUCGUGUUCUUAUAGAAUGGGCAAGAUGUAGUAAAAUCUCGAUGGCUCACAUAUCAAAUUAUAUCAUAGAGAAUUUUUUGUGUGGGCCAUGCCUUAUCUUUCA